Messenger RNA from Colletotrichum higginsianum IMI 349063, 666 nucleotides. RefSeq names its product Benzoate 4-monooxygenase cytochrome P450. Lineage: Eukaryota; Fungi; Ascomycota; Sordariomycetes; Glomerellales; Glomerellaceae. Gene Ontology annotation, molecular function: oxidoreductase activity, acting on paired donors, with incorporation or reduction of molecular oxygen; monooxygenase activity; iron ion binding. The coding region runs from base 1 to 666 and encodes 221 amino acids. The record is from RefSeq and is a predicted model, not a curated record. The transcript has 4 exons.
AUGAAGUUGACGACCCUCCAAAGGCACCCACUUCAUCAAUUCCCCGGUCCAUUUACAGCCCGUUUCAGCAAUUUAAACCAUUGUUACAUUUUUUUAAAAGGGAAGCAGCCCUAUGAGUUAUUGAAGCUGCAUCAGAAGUACGGCCCAGUUGUAAGGGUUGCACCGAACGAGCUCUCGUUUAACACCGCUCAGUCAUGGAAAGAUAUCUACGACAAACGCAAAGGUCAUGAAACAUUUACCAAAAGUGAUUUCUAUGACGGUGGCAAUUUCGCUGCUGAAGCGCACUCUAUAGUGAGCGUGCGGGACCCUGAGGAGCAUGCCCGCAUGCGAAGAUACUUGCGCGAUGCCUUCUCUGAUCGCUCACUUCGCGAACAAGAGCACUUAAUAACAGAGCUUAUCAAUAGUUUUGUGAACAAGAUAGGCGAGCUUGGGGACAAGCCAUCUGGUAUCGACAUCGUCAUGUGGUUUAACCUGGUGACCUUUGACAUUAUUGGCAGCCUUGCCUUUGGUCAAUCUUUUGGCGGCAUCUCCUCCGAAUGCCUGGGUCUCCAUCGUGGUCAAAAGUCUUCGGAUGGGGGCUAUGGCAGACUGCUUCAGGAGAUUCCCACUGAUAGGGAACAUCAUAAAGUCAAUGUUUCCACGUCUUCUGAAACAAGUGGUACAUGA